AUGUUACAGAGGAGGAAGAAGAAAGGCGGCGGUGCAGCCGGAAAGAAGCUGAAUGCACUGAGCAAGGCGGCUCGGAAGGCUGCGGUUGCCAAGAAGCUGAGCAAGAUGACGAAGAAGGAGAAGGAGCAGUACCGAAAGGGGAAGCGGAACUCGGACAGCGAAAGCGAGUUCAGCUACCGGAGCUACGUGAGCGACGGAGGCACACGGCACGUGGCCAGGAGGCGACGCCAUGAGGACGGGACGUACAGCGAUGAACACUCUUACCACAGCAGCCAGGACGAAGACGGUGAGGCGAGGCGGCGGCGAAGACGGAGGGACCGGGAACACGGGGCGGACAGCGCGCAUAGCUACUACAGCGUGGUUAGCGAGGGCGGAACCCGUACGGUACGGCGACGACGGAAGCGGGAAGACGGUACCUACAGUGACAGUGAGGCCUUCAACAGCGACAAGGCGGGCACGGACAGCGAGGGUGGCAGAAAAGGAGAGGAUGAUGGAGACUACGGUCUAGAUAGGGAUGAUAAAAAUUCAGAAGGAGAAUCUGAGGACUCUGACGUGAGCGUAUACAGCGAAGUCAGUGAGGGAGGCACCCGGCAUCAGAUGCAACGAAAACGUAUACGUGACGCUGACGGCAACAUCGUCGGUUAUGGCGAGCCGGAACCUCAUAAACCCAAGAAGAAAACGUCAAAUAUCGGGGAUGUUGGGUCGGACAGAGAUAAGAACGAGGCCCUGGGGAGUCUGAAUCAAAAGAGGGACGGGGAGUUACUCAGAGAGGUGACCACGGACAGCCUGAAGGGCCUCCGAGAGGAUGGCGAGGACCUCAUACCACCCAACAUCGACUGGCCAGGCCGGGAUGCUGCAGAGCAGGAACAAAAGAUCCUACAGGAGACGGAGGAGCACAUACCCUCCGACUUUAGCGAUGCGACCACCGAGGACGACAUCGACCUCUCCAAACUGACCCCAGCCCAGCGCCGCCAGUACCUCGCCGAGAAGGAGCGCCGCCGGAAAGAGAGAGAGAAACGCCGCCGGGAGAAAUACGGGGAUAGCUAUGAUGAGAUUAUGAAAAAGAAAAACGCAAAGAAGCAUGAAGAGUUGUCUAAGAAACUAGCGGAGAAGGAAGCGGAAGACAAGGCCCGUAAGGAGGCUGAGGAACGUCAGGGGAACGGACGCGAUCGAAUGGGCUCCCGCAGGUGGAGCAACGCGUCAAGUCUCAGAGGUGGCGGUGGGCGGCCAAAGUCGAUGGUGACGUACGACAAGGCGCCUCCUCGGGGACUGUCGGACACCGGCGCUGUGGACAAGAGGGAGAUUGGGCUCGCUCACGACGAGUAUGUCAUACACUUUGUCAUUGAAAAUAAUUUAGAAAUCAGUGUGUGUUAUUGA
This is a messenger RNA of Mya arenaria, 1377 nucleotides long. RefSeq names its product UPF0430 protein CG31712-like. NCBI's taxonomy places the organism in Eukaryota, Metazoa, Mollusca, Bivalvia, Myida, Myidae. The record is from RefSeq and is a predicted model, not a curated record. Bases 1 to 1377 code for a protein of 458 amino acids. The transcript is spliced from 9 exons.